This is a messenger RNA of Poecilia reticulata (guppy), 1750 nucleotides long. Lineage: Eukaryota; Metazoa; Chordata; Actinopteri; Cyprinodontiformes; Poeciliidae. The record is from RefSeq and is a predicted model, not a curated record.
CUUGAUAAGUUUGAAAGUUUUAGUUUGUGCUUGGUCGUUUGUUGCAUAGAAAAAUACAUAGCCUACUACUCGCCAUUAAAAAAAUUAUAGAAUUACUAUUGAUUGGUUUAUUUUUACCGAACAUGUAGAUGUUAAACGUAAUAACCAACUUGGUUUAUUUUUUACCGAACAUGUAGAUGUUAUACGUAAUAACCAACUGCAGACGAAACGUGGCUUCCGCAUCCGUUAAGUGAGACUUCGCGGGUCAAGAGUAUUUUAUAUAUCAAGAUAUCAACCUGCGGUUUUGAAUGCAUAUUAUGCUUUGUAGUUGUUGUACGUUCAUUUAUUUCCUGUCGUGAGAACCAGACGCUAAGCGGUAUAUUUAACUUUGUUACGAUAGAAGUUUAUCUCCGAGGAAACAUGUCGCUGCUUUCUGCGGUAGAGGAGGCUAUCAAGACCUAUAAGGCCGAACAAAUCAGGCUUAACCGCAGGAUUCAAUUUCACCGAGAAAUUUUACAUAGUCUGAUACCACAACCAGAAGCAGGCUCUGAAGAAACAGAAUUAGCAGACAAUGCUGCUGCAGAUGCAGAGUCCUCRCCAGGGGAGAAAGAAGAUAUAGAACUGCUUGAGCAAGCACUGGAAAAAGCUCUUCGGGUCCGCACUGGCACAGAGGUCUCUAAGCAAGACUCCAGCAAAAGAAAACUAUCCGCAACUAAAGAAACAGAACGCAUGCCAGCUCUAUCAGCAGUGACUAAACGUGAUCAACCAACCAUCAAGUCAAGUAAAAAAUCUGCCAGCCUUCACAGAAAAGGGCACAAAAAGCCAAGUGUUUCACAUAGCUCAAGGCCUUCAGCGGGCCACAAACCAGCACAGUCCAAAAACAGAACCCAACACCAUCCCUCCUCAGCUGCUCAGGCCGGGCAUCACCAGCAGACUGUCUUGGCAGGGUUUAACUCUCCUGAUCAAAUCACAGCCUCGCUCUCGACAAACAAGACGGUCAGAAGCAAUAUGCCCCGAGACCAUGGGCUGAGCAAAUCUGCAUCUGUCCCCAGGCCUUCUUCAGAUGACCUGUCCUUUUCAGGGACAGAUGGAUCUGGGGUCGGCAGUUUGAAUCAACACAACGGGGGGCUUUCUGAGCAAAUUGCAAAAUGGAAAUCUUUAAGGAGCAAACAAAACAGAUUGUGGGACAAAGUCAUUGCCUUACAGAGGAAUCCAGAGCCUGGGAGGAGUCGCUUCAUACAGAGAAUUAGGACGAAGUUUCCUAGUGACUGGCCAAGUGGAAGUCCAGAUGAGACCAGGCUCCAGCUCCACAGACUAACCGACCAGGCAUUCAACCUUGCACAUGUUUGCCAGACCGAGAAGAUUCUUGUCAAUGAGGUGCCAGAAAUGGACACUGAACUUCCGGGUGGUAAGCAGACCAAGUCCCAUUCCAGCCUGACACCUGAAGGGCUGCAGCUGGCAGCUGCAGAGCUCCAUGUUCUGGCAGAUAAAGUGAAGCGAGGUAAAACUUUUAUAUGACCAAAAAGCAAGAGUAAGUUGCAGUCUCGYUUAGAUAUUGUGGGCCAGUUUUAAUUUAAUUGUACAGCUAUCACCCUGUCAGUCCAGACUGCUAUGCAACUAUGUCACUUGACUUUCUCUGCAUUUUUUCACCCUGGAAACAGAAACAUCAUUGUUCAUAUUGAGACUUUAUGUGAUUGAUAAAGAAAUGAUGAGUAACACUAAGCUGUAGCUACAAACUGUAUGUACAGUUAAUACCAGAUAUUAAAAAAAA